AUGAUGACUUCCCCAACCACUCUGAAGAGAAACAGCACAACCGGAAGACAAAGCAUGGGCGCAACGGCGAGGAUAGCGCUUCUGUCAGCGCUGUCUGGUUCAGCACUUGUUUCGGCACAGUCAAACUGUGUCUCGCUCCAGGGCUCAACUACCUGCUCUGCUUUUCAGUCGGCUUCCGUUUCGACGACAGGUUUCGUUGCAGGAAUUUUCCCCUUUUUACAGUUUGUUUCGAAUAGGGAAACAUUCGACCAGCAGAUGCUGUCAUAUAUUGACACAACCUACGUGCGAGAGAAAUAUCAAACAUUGCUUGGCUGCAGCAGCGUUAAUCUCACUCAACCGGAUGAGCUGUAUGCCCGUUUCACCACCACAGUCAUCUGUAACGCUAUCGUGCAAAACUCGAUAGACACGUGCAACCUGCCUGCGGCGAACUCGCGGCCAGUUUGCGCUGACACAUGCGCCGAAUUCGCGCAGAGUGAGGCACUGCUCACUUCGGACAGCAGUCUCUGUGGUAAUCCAGGCAGCAACCUCAUGAAUCAGAUCAGGGCCGACUUCACAAACUGCGCUCUUCCCGCCGACUCCUUGUCGUCUUCAAACUGCAUCCAGGGCAUCGCCAAUGAGCGCGAUAACUGUGGCUACGGUAACAGCACUGUGGGACUGUGCUCCUACUGCGCAUCUGGCGGUAUUAACUCGACCGACACCUGCUGUUACAACUCGAACAUCGACGAACGAUGCGCCGGUGUCACUCUACCUUCCAUAUUCCCUACCAUGACGUUCGCGCCUCCGACAGCGACAGCAACACCGACGCCCUCGAGUACGGCAGCUGCAGCUGCGGCCGCAGGACUGUCUGGCGGUGCGAUUGCCGGGAUCGUGAUUGGUAGCGUGGCUGGCGCGCUGCUGCUCGCCGGACUCAUCUAUGCAUGCAUCCUACUUGCUAGGAGAAGAAGGCGCGGAAGCCAGAGCGGCAGCAUUUUCAACCAACCGUCACCCUCUAGGCAAGGGCCAUCUACCGCUAAAAUUUCACCGGUCCAGACUACGAGUGGAUAUGAAGUUUUGCCCGGCGGCCGCAUCGCCCGCAUGUCGGCUUUGGAAAGUGCAUCGGAUCCUGCCCCGGCUCCUCCCAGUCGCAGCAGCGGGCCUCUCGCAGCAGCAGCCGCUGUCGGAGGCGCAGCAGGCUACAUGACUGGCAGAAGAAGAGGCGACGACCCGUCUUCGUCCGAGUUUGGAGACAGCCCCGAGUCGGAAAUCAGGGCCGGCGUGUUGCGGCCCCCUCCAACUAACAUCAGGAGGACAGGUUCCUUGUCAAGCAGCUCGGUCCUCGCUGAUCCUCAGUCGCCAACGAGCGCUGGAAUGUCGUCCCCGCAAGGCAUGGCUAGCCAACAGUCCGAGCAACUGCCUUUUUUCAAGGAUUACUACUCUCAAGAUGACAUCCAUCCGGGCGAUAGAGUCGCCACCUUGUGGGCUUACCAUCCGCGCGCGCCGGACGAGUUCGCUCUCGAACGCGGUGACAUGCUUAAGGUGGUCGGAAUCUGGGACGACGGCUGGGCGACGGGUGUAUUGAUGGACGAGCACGCCGACGAGUGGGAAGCUCGCCGACAAGCCCAACGAGACAGUGGCGUUUCCAACACGUCUGGCCGACAAGACCCUUCACCGCCAGUCAGUGGCGAAAUCAAAGCCUUCCCUCUUGUUUGUGUUUGCUUGCCAGAACACUGGCGGAAGACUAUCGAGGGCGACCUCUCGACAGAAGGUUCCAGCGCCCACCAAGGCCAUCCCUCAUUCUCAUGA
Colletotrichum higginsianum IMI 349063 is the source of this 1782-nucleotide messenger RNA. RefSeq names its product SH3 domain-containing protein. The transcript has 4 exons. Lineage: Eukaryota; Fungi; Ascomycota; Sordariomycetes; Glomerellales; Glomerellaceae. The record is from RefSeq and is a predicted model, not a curated record. Bases 1 to 1782 code for a protein of 593 amino acids. Gene Ontology annotation, molecular function: protein binding.